UUCCGAGUUCUCAAAAAAGAAAAAAAAACUUCGAUUCCGGCGAACACAGUAUAGCAGAGGGAGAGAGAGAUGGGGAAGAAGGGCAAGGCGGCGGCGAGGGAGCGCCGGGAGGAGCGGCGGCAGGAGGUCACGCUCCUCCGCGCCGUACCAUACGAGCCCCACCAGCGGUGGUGGGACGGCCUCGCGCCGGCGCGCGCCGUGGCGGUGGUGACGGGGGCCAGCCGCGGCAUCGGCUACGAGAUCUCCCGCCAGCUCGCGCUCCACGGCCUCCACGUCGUCCUCGCCUCGCGCGACGCCGCGCGGGGCAGGGACGCCGCGGAGAGGAUCCUCCGCGAGGAGGAGGCGGCGAGCGCGGAGUGGCGGCAGCUCGACGUGGCGGACGCCGCGUCCGUCGAGGCCUUCGCCGCCUGGACGGCGCGGACCCACGGCGGCAUCCAUGUCCUUAUUAACAAUGCAGGUGUAAACUUCAACAGGGGAGCAGAUAACUCUGUUGAAUUUGCAGAGCAAGUAAUUGAGACAAAUUAUUUUGGUACAAAGCGCGUGAUUGAAGCCAUGCUACCAUUACUGAAACCUUCUCCGUAUGGUGGCCGGAUAGUGAAUGUGAGCUCAAGGCUUGGUAGGGCCAAUGGCAGACGCAAUAAAAUCGGCGAUGCGAUCCUAAGAGAGCAACUAUUAACUGAUGAUUGCUUAUCUGAGGAAUUGAUUGAUGGGAUGGUCAUCAAAUUCCUUGAACAAGUGAAGCAAAAUAGUUGGUCCUCCAUUGAGUGGCCUCAGAUGUACACGGACUAUUCGGUCUCAAAGCUUGCUGUUAAUGUGUAUACAAGACUCAUGGCAAGGAGGUUAUCUGACAGGUCUGAAGGCCAAAAGAUUUACAUCAACUGUUUCUGUCCUGGCUGGGUAAAGACUGCCAUGACUGAUUGGGAAGGGAACAUUUCAGCCGAGGAAGGUGCUGAUACUGGAGUGUGGCUUGCUCUGUUACCCCAGGAACAAGCAACAAUUGGAAAGUUCUAUGCUGAGAGACGCGAGAUAAGCUUCUGAGGUGACUAGUCUUGUCCAUACUUUUCCUCCAGCUAGGCAGCUACAAGUAGAAAUUUUCCAUAGUUUUGCCCCCAGCUAUAAGUAGAGAAAAGCCAUGACCCAAGGUUCGUAUGUUCAAAUUGCUUUGUGUUACUUGCACCUGUUGACAUAGAAGUGAUACGUGCUUACUUUUAUCUAUGUCUUCUUAAAGGGCUUGUGGUUUGCAUUUUAUUUUGUACGUUAGCUGAAGAGCAGUAGAACUGAGAUGUGUUCACAUUUCCUCUGAUAUUUAAUGCAGUAACGGAUCUGUCUUUCGGAA
Messenger RNA from Aegilops tauschii subsp. strangulata, 1336 nucleotides. RefSeq lists its product as uncharacterized. Gene Ontology annotation, cellular component: membrane. The record is from RefSeq and is a predicted model, not a curated record. NCBI's taxonomy places the organism in Eukaryota, Viridiplantae, Streptophyta, Magnoliopsida, Poales, Poaceae. Gene Ontology annotation, molecular function: oxidoreductase activity, acting on the CH-OH group of donors, NAD or NADP as acceptor.